Molecule: messenger RNA, 8610 nt
Organism: Neospora caninum
Lineage: Eukaryota; Apicomplexa; Conoidasida; Eucoccidiorida; Sarcocystidae
Exons: 13
Coding region: 1-8610 (2869 amino acids)
Cellular component (GO): nucleus
Molecular function (GO): protein binding; nucleic acid binding
Source: RefSeq, a predicted model, not a curated record
AUGGAGCAGUCCGCGUCUCGCCUCUUCAGCUUGUUCGACGAGCUGCGCAAGGCAGACCGCGUCGAGCACGUUCUACUUUGUCCGUUUGUUUCGUCUCUGCCAAGUCUCGUCGUUACCCGGCCGUCUUCUCUCGAUGUCUACGACAUUCACUUCCCGUCGGAAAGCCGCCUGCCGAGCAACCGAUCCGAGACCUCGGCAAGCGGCGCGUACCCAGCUGAAUCGGGUCUUCUUUCGGAGUCUGUUGCGUCUUCGCGUGGCCAACUUGGAGGCAUCCACGCGAGCUCUGAGAAGGCGACACCUGGCCCCGUCCUCUCCCUUCGGUGCUCAACGCCUCUCGCUGCAGUUCCCCUCGCCAUUUCCGUCAUUCCUGGCGCCUCGGCCGCCUGCAAGGGUGCCCACCUGCAUGCAGGUGGAGAACCAGGAUCUCUUGGCGUCAGUCCCUUCUCACCCUUCCUGCCUGCCUCCUCUUCGGUCUACCCUCUCUUCUCUCCGUUCCCCUCGCCUCCCAGUCUCCUUCCUCCGCCUGCGACGUGUUCCGGCACACUCGCCUCAGACGCAAAUGCUGGCGAAGCGGGAAGGCCCCAGGCCGCCCACGCGCGCGAAACGGGCCCUCACCCCGCUUCGUCUCUUGCUCUGUCCGCGCCGGCCGCCUCAGACGCGACCUUGCCGUCCUCUGCCACCUCUGGGCCUUGCUGCUCGCUUCUCCUCGUCUUCCCCAACUACCAACUGGCUACCUGUGUCUACGAUCCGUUCUUCAACUGCAUUCGCACGUCGACCCUUCACUCUUUCCAGCGAUGUCUUGCGCCGCUCGCCGCAGCCGUUUCCCAGCUUUACGUCGACCUCUAUCUGCCUCGCGAUCAGCGCGGCCGCGCCACGCGGCGAGGCGACAGCGAGGAGGGCCGAGCCGGUGCUGGAGGCGACGAGCAGGGAGACGAGGACCUCCCGGGGGGCCCUCGAGCGUUUGGAGUGGACGCUUGGACGGUGCCAGAAGGGAGCGCUGCGGGGCGAGACAGAGUGCACGAGAAAGAAGAACAUGGCCUGAUUCAGCUGUCGCAGAUGCCCCUCGAUUGGGCGAAGCUGUGGACGCAUGUCUGUGUUUUUUCCGAUCGAGACACCAUCGGGAAAGAAGAGAGAGACGAGACCUCGAAAAGCGGAAGUGGCGAGAGUCUCGUGGUCGUCUCCAUCGAUCCUAUUCACCUCGUCGUUCUCGAGCUCGUGCUGCCGCCUUGCCACAUGCAGUCGUCGGCCUGUGGGGUAGCCUCCUCAGAUGAAGUCGGACCCCGUCGUCACGCCUCGACGCAUCCACCCUCGGGGGCUCGCGAGGCUGCCUGCGGGCGACAUGUGAAGGACUUGCAAGGGCUACAAGGCGAGGCGCACGCACAGGGUAGCGAGGAGGCCGGCAGCCCCCAGGAGGCGGUGACGGCUCGCACGGACUCAGGGGCGAAGCCAGAGGCAUUGGAUGCAGAGAAUCGGGACACGUGGCAGGGUUCCGCAGGCAGUUUGGAUGCCUCCGGGGUGUUUGACGCUGACCUCGCGUCUCGCGCUCUCUCGCACGCGUCUGCCCAAUCGCCGCUUUGCUCUUCGCCUCUUUCCCCCCCCACCCACGCCGCGGAGGCGUCUCCAUGGUCGCGAGGCCCUCUGGCGGAAGCAGGACCGCCGCCCGUGUACCCUGCAGAUGCCGCGUUCUCGUUCUCGCCUUACGCGCCGUCUCCCCUCGCGCCCUUUGGACCGGCCGCGCACACACUCUCGCAAGAGCCUCUGGGCGCGAGUGGCGUCGAGGGGCUGGCGGAGCCCGUUGGGGCUUCGGCGGGCCCGUAUGGCCCCGGCGUGGGGCCUGCCGCCCCGCGACCGCGCGAGGAGACAGAAGGCCUCGCAGGGACGGCGGCAGUCGGCGCUCAAGCCGCGCCCGACUGGCUCUGGGGCGACCAUCGGAUCCUGGUCAGCGGCGCCUGCGUCCGAAGCUGCUGGCAUAUCUCGCUCCUCGAAGACCUCCCUGCGACGGUCUGUUCUGCCUCGGCUUCGAAGGCGCCGUCCCACGCUUCCACAGCUCCUCUCCACGCUGCGUCUCGCGGGAGACAGGCGGCGCUCUUGGGCGUGCGGCGGCCUGCGCCUCCUGCGGAAAGCGAGGGAGGCUGCGCCCAAGCCUCAGUGGGCGAGCUGUCGGCAGGGCGAAUUGUCGAGAUGAAGAAGGUGGCGGGGCGAAUGCUGCCGACGCUCGCCUUGCUCAUGGAAGUUGGAGCCCUGGAGUUGGGUGGAAUUUUCGGCGAGCUCAACCGAGGCAACCGGCGAGGCGAGAAAGAGCUCGUUGUCGUCGUUCUGGCCCUCAUUCCGGAACUCAGGGAAUUCCAGGUCAUGCGAAAAAUUCAGGGUAUUCUUCCCGACACCUUUUCGCUUCUGCCCCUCCCGGCGUCGCUCGGCGGCGACCUGCUGUGCAUCUCCCCCGACACAGUGAGCGUCCUGAGGACUCGAGAAGGCGGGGACGCGGCCUCGUCCCUGUCGGGCGCGGCGGCGGCGGCGUCGAUGGCGCGGGGCGCCGACCCCACACGUGCCCCCCGCAAGGGCCUUCUUUUCCCGGAGGAUCUGGAGACAGAGGAGGGCGCAGAAGGCAGCGCACUGCGAACCCUCGAGCGGAGCUUCGAAGACGACGAGGGCGAGGCCAUCAGAGAAGAAGACCUAUACCUCAAGGCCGUUCGGCGUGGAGCCGGCAGAGAUGGCGGCCUCACGCAGGUGGUGAACAGCGCAGGCCUGCAACGGUCAGAACUGGCGGCGCUUCCCACCGUCAUUUUUGACCAGAGCGAGAUCCAAGCAGACCUCGGAGGGUCCGUCUCCCACCUCGUCGGCGAGAACUGUUGUCUCUUCGUCCUCAAGAACAGCGGCCGACUUCUCCUCGCCCAUUUCGUGUCUCCCACUCCGAGCGCAGGAGUGACAGAUAUCUUUUGGAGUUUUCCUCUGGUCUCGUUGCCUUCUUCGCCGAGUUUCCCGUCUUCCGCUGCCUUUUCUCCUGCCGUUCUGGACGUCUUUCCAUCGCAGACGGUUGCGUCCUGUUCGCUUCCCUCUGCGUGUCUCUCGCCUCUCACUUGUCUCGAGUCCAACCCUCCUUCCUCUUCUUCGUCGCCUUCGUCUCCAGGCUUCGCGGUCGCCCUCGGUGGCUGCUCGCAGGCGGCCUCGGGCCUCGCGCUUCUUCUCUUCCUGCCGACGAGCCUGGAGGCGACUCGCCCGCCGUCUCGCGUCUCGCCCUUCUCUCUCUAUCUGCGCCGGUUUGAUGACAGCGCGGGGCGGGUGGUGUGGAAAUCUGAGGGUGUGGAGCCGCAAGUGGAGACGCGGGGCUUCUCCGUCGGGGCAGGCUGGACGCUGCUGGGAGCGCCCGCUCGCAGGCCGCCGGGCGAAGGCCGUGUCGACAUCGACGGCGAAGAGGAGACAGGCCGCCAGCUUUUCACGGUGGACGGCAAAGAGCUGUUGGAAAUCGACGCCGGCGGCGUCAUUCAACGCGCUCGCCAGCAGGCGCUGAUCCUGCGCCUCGAGGAGGAAAGCGAGCGGUGGCGACUCGACGAAGGCGACACUUGCGGGGGGACGAGUUCCAUCUCUCUUCCUGCUUCGGGCCCGUCGGAGGCGCUGGCGAACGGCAUCUCGACGGAACCCUCUUCGGCCGCCGCCGGUCAGAACCGCGAGGCCGCAACUGCCCCCAGAAACCCCGUCCGUUUCCUCAGGUGGCUGCACAUGCACGGCGAAGCCGCGCAGAGACUGGCGUCAGAGGCGACUGCGCCGACGACCUGGCCGGGGUCGCCUCUCCAAGACGUUGAGCAUGCGCUGGCGGAGACUCUGGCGGCGGAGCGAGCGCGCGAGGGUUUGCCCGCUGCCGGAAGUCCUUCGCUGCUUCCUUCCUUCAACGUCACCCUCGUGGAUUUGCUCUGCAUGCCCCGCAGUGGCUCGGUCCGCGACUUUGCCGAGUUUCCCCCGCACAUCUCCUUCGACGCGCUCCUAGCCGCGCCUCCGACCUACGCGGCGCUGCCUGCGCUGGGUCUGAAACCCGCGGCAGAGAACGGCAUCCCGCCUCCCCCCCCUCCGCCCCCGCCUCCUGCGGCGGCGAAGCUCGGCUCCGCGCCCUCGCCGCCGUGUUUCCAGUCUGCCACGGCUCUCCUCAACACGUGGGGAAGCACCACGUGGCUCGCUGCCUUGGGCGUGCGGCAGUUCGGGCGAUUGGUCUUCUCCCAGCGCGCCGUCCCGAGCGUCGCGAAACUCGCUGCGGCGCUGCGCCCGAGCGAUCAGCUGGCUGAACUGACAGCACUCUGGUCUCUGGAGGGCUUCCCCCUGCGCUCGCGCUCCUCGCAGGCCUGGGACGAAGAAGGCGCCCGCGAGGGGCUCCAGCGCUGCCGGCCCAGUCGGGGGGAGCCCGCGCGCGGCGGUCCGAAACACCGGUUUCUCCUUGUGACUUCGCAUCCGCAAGACUCGCGCCUCCCCGGCAGAACUGUCGUCUGUCAGAUUGCUCCGAAAUUCCUCCGAGAGGAAGAACGCGCCCCCGACGAAGGGGAACUCGAAAUCUUCCAGCACAAGUAUGGGUUAGCCGGGGCCGGCCGAAGCGCCUUCGCGUCUCCGUCUGCCGCGCGCGAAACAGCCUUCUGCCUCGCAAAGGCGACUGUCGGGUGCGGUACCAUGUGCGACGGCCUCCUCGUCUUUCAAGUGGCGACCGACGAGCUGAGAAUCGUCGCGGGUCUGCUGCCGUCGCUCCUGGUCGGCGCGCUUCCCGCGGCUUCGUGGGGCGACGGCGCGCCGCGCAUGCAGUCCCCUGAGGCCGGGGCUGCAGGCGGCGCCUCCCAACGGCUUCAGCCCGGACCAGAUGCGCAAAAAACGUGCUCCAGCGCGCCUGCUGGUGCCGAGAACCCCACUAGUUCCGGCACCCAGCCCUCCGUCACCUCCGCUGCGUCUGCAGUCCAAGCGCGUGUGUGUGAGCCGUUCGUUGUCGUGCUGGACACGGAGUUUCGGUUUCACCUGUGGAGGUUGGAUCGGCCUGUCGCCUCGUCACUCUGCGAGGAACUCCUGCAGGUGUACAGCGAUCAGCAACAGCAGGUGGCUCUCUUGGAGGGUCUGGACGAGCGCGAGAGAACGAAUCUGUCGUUUGCUUCCGCGGCGCCUUCGCUUUCAUCGCCCCCGGACAUCCGCCAGCUACUUCCGCAGAUCCCGCCGAAAACGCUGCCUGCCUCGCUGCGCCACGUGAACGUAAAGUCUGUCCAGCUCUUCCCGUAUCGGGUGUCGGCGGUCGCACGUCGAUGCGAAGGCGCGCUGAAAGACGAGAACGCAGGCGAGGGAGAAGGCGGCAGGCCGCCAGAGAGAGACGCAGCGCAUCGGGCAAAGACCGAGGAGGCUGAGGACAAGCUCAACGACAAAGCGAAGCAAAAGCUGGUAUGCGGGUCGGCGCGGAUGCGUUGCGCCAAGAAGGAAGAAGAGGCUUCCCAAGGGAAAAUGGUUCUCUUGUGUGCAGUGACCCUGCAGAGAGGCGUCCAAGCACUGCAGAUCAUCGAUCUCUUCUCGAUGACCGUUCUCUUCUACUCCGCAGACUUGGUGCUCGUGCCGCCCGUCUUGAGGAACGUCGCCAGCGAGGGCAGGGCGCUCUGUGUCUCUCGCCAAACUCGCGAGGCCUUCACAGACGCAGCGCGCUCUCUCUCGUCGCCGUCUGCUGACCCCCGCCCUGACAGAGCUCAGGGGUCUGUGAGCUCGCUGCAUCGCGAGCGCGUUUCCUUCCUCCGGGCGCUGGCUGGGGCGGAGACAGGCUCGCAUCCAGAGAGCCGACAGGUGAAGGAGGAGCGCGGCGGCGAGGAAGAGACAGUUGCGCGCGAGGCGGCGAUGGAGGGAUGCGAGUCGUUCGCGAACCAGGUCGGGUCGGGACCAGAAGGGGACGGAUAUGGAGGAGGGCGGCCGGCAAAGAGACACUGCGGCGGUGUGGAUCCUGAGGCCGAGGCAGAAAGGGGAGGGAGAAGCCUGUGGGCCUCGCCGCUGCUCUUCUCGGAUUGCCUGGAAGAAGUGCUGACGGCGGAACUGGUCGACUUGAGUCCCCGAGGCGGAGACGGCGCAUACGCAGCAGAUCCAGGGCCCACCCUCGUGGUGUUCAUCUCAGGGAGGCCGGUGCUCAUCUAUCGCGCCUUUUCUCUCUGGCCCGCGACUUCGGACGGAAAGAAACGCUGGAUGCAUCCCGCUUUGCCGGGCGCGCCAGGCCUCGAGCAGUUUCCGGAAGCCCAUCCGCAGUUCCCCUUUCGCUUUUCCCUCGUUGUGCACGACGUCGCAGACCCGAUCCCCAGCCGCAUCCCCGCCGUCUCGGGCCGGUCUCCGUCCGUGUCUCCGUCGUCUCCCCGCCCUUGUGCGGGGACUGAAUCGAGCCGAGCCAUCUUGGGUCUGCCCCACCCGCGGUUCUCCGCCGGGGCGGUUGUCCCCUUUGCGGGCGUCAGAGGCUCUGGCAGCGGCGCCUUCGUUGUGCCGCCGUCGAGCCGCUUCAUCUCGCCGCGGCCCGAAGAGGCGCAUGCAGAGACCAGUGACGAGAGUCAAGGCCCACCAAUUCUGUGGAUUUUCAGUGAACGGAAUCAACUCUUUGUUCACCCGCACGCACGACGGGAUGUGAUUGCGGUCGCGCCGUUCAACAACGAAGCGUCUCCAGAAAGCUUCUUCGCCCUGACGGCCGAGUCGUGCCUGGAGCUGUCCGAUUUGCUCCUCUCGCCGACUCUCGAUCUCCUUUCUUCCCGAUCUCUCCGGUCGCCUGCAGCCGCGCAGGUCGAGCUGCGGUCGCCGUGGCCUUCGCUGUCGAUGCCUGUGCACUUCAGCCCGUGCCGCGUGUGUGUCUCUGCUGGAAGUUCUUACCUGCAUCCGGUUAGCGCGCAGACGCAAGUCUCGCCCUUCGCUUCGCGGCCCAUCGCCGUGCGCGUCAAUGCGCCUCAGACGCCGCAGGCCCCGUCGGCGACGCUGUCCUUUCCCUCGAACGUCGCCGACGCGCUUCUCGCGUCGCUGUCUUCCGCCGCGCCUCCGCGCGGCCGCCUCUUCGCCGUCGCGGGCUGGCACGAAGUCGAGGAAGACCCGAUGGUCGCGGAGUGCCUCGCUGAGCGCAACGCAUUGCAGGAGGAACAGCUGGAACUUGAGGGCAGGCGCAAACGCGGCGCCGAGGAGCUCCCGCGGCCGGAAGAAGGCAAGGACGAAGACAUCUUCCCGAAUCCGUACCUCGUCGCAUGCACAGACAAACGCGUCGAAGCUGCCGGGAAACUCGGAAAACUCUACGAAGUUCGCCUCUACCACGAAUUCGACCUCCAAAAACCCAUCGGCUCGUACACCUUGCGGACCUGCGAAGAAGUCCUGAGCCUCUCGUUCGUUGUCCUGGACGGCGUGGAGCAUCUCGCGGCUGGUGUCGGCGUGCCGCUCUCGGAGACGAUUGAAUGCAGCGGCCGCCUCUAUCUCUUCAAGCUCCCCGAGUCGGCCAUGAGACUCGCCUCUCCCCCGCGCUCGGCCGACACGCCUGGCGACCAGGCAGAGUACGGGACUCCAGAGCGCCUUGAGUUGUUCGCCGACAUCGUGCUGAACGGGCCUGUGACCGUCGUUGGCAGUUUCUUCUCUUCCCCGGCGGAGCGCAGUUACGUCGUCCACUCUGUUGGUCCACGACUCUUUGUCCACGAAAUGGAGAGCAGCAAAUUCUUACGGGGAGCGUUCAGCGAUUCCUCUGUCUGUGUCACUGCUGUGGCCAAUCUGCGCAACUUCUUCCUCCUGGCCGACGCUCUCAAGGGCCUGAAUCUCGUCGCGUGGGAGUACCACGCGGAAGCAGACUCUCGGAAGGUCACGCGCAUUUCGCGCACCUUUCCAAAGUCGAACUUUCCAGUCGCUGCAUGUAGCUUUCUCGCCUACGAGAACCUGCUCGGAAUGCUGGCAACGGAUAUCGACGGGAACGUGCGACUGUUCUGCUACAACGCUGACAAGAAUGCCUCGGGAUUUGAAAAGCUGGAUAUUCUCCAGUGUGACGCCGAGGAUCGCUGCGCCGCCGGCUGUGUGGUGAAGCUCCAACAGUACGUCGUCGAUUCGGAGACAGUUGCUUCCUUGGGCGAAGCCGCCGACGGAUCGACUCUCGCCUUCCGCCUCCUCUCUGUGGAAAACCACGCUUUCCUUCAAACACUCCAAGACAGGUUGGCGCGGUAUCUCCCGGAACCUCUAGGCCUGUAUGCGCCGCUCGGCCGGUUGCCAGCGGGCAAUGUCUCUGUAUGGACGAAAUGGUUUUUCCGGUCGGCUGCGCUCGACAACGACUCCGACGACAAAAUCCUCGUUUCUCGGAAAAGAAUGCUCGACACCACGCUCCUCAAGGUAUUCCCCUUUCUCUCUCUCCCGGUGCUUGCGGGCGUGUUGGCCCCGUAUAUAAGCCGAGAGAGGCGACCACCCGAGACGAAAAAGAGCGAGACGGGCCUCGGCAGCGACUUCGAGGGGCGGCAGAGCGACAGACAGGGCGAGGUUGCCAUGGACGGAGAGAGGGAUGCAGAGGACGAAGAGGAAGCCUCGACGGUUUUCUGCCAAUUCAAAUCCAUGGCUUCGUUGCGGCACUUCCUCGUUUCCUCCGGAGCCCUCGAGGGCGCAUACACGCGCUUGCUCGCCUGA